CUCUGCUAGAGUAGCAAAGUAUUUCUGUAUUGCACCUGCGACUGCCCGUAUGACGCGGUAGCAACUAACUAGGUGCUCCAACUGAUAUUGGUUCCAUUUGAGCAGAGAGCAGAGUACGAGAAUGCAGCAGACAAUGGCGGAGUUGCGGCACUCAGCUUCACUAGGCAGCAGGGCAUCGUCUUCUCCCAGGAACAGAGACGAAGACGCGAAGCCAUUGGUGGGAGAAGUCAGACCAGGCGACGACUACGAUCGCCUUUCUUCCAAAGGAAGAGACAGGGGAGUUCUUUCCUCUUUCGCCCAUACCCUUUGCCCUUUCUUCUUCAAGGACGAUUCUAGGGUUUCUUCCCAUCUCAUCAGCAACGACAUCUCUUUCAAGAUCUUCAUCGCCUUCAUCUCCAUCCUCUUCCUCGCUGCUCUCGUUUCUUUCCCCUCUAUCUGGAAUCGUCUGAACGCUCCAUACUUAUGUACCAAAGAUGGGAUCGUCCUUCACUGUCCGCAUGUGAAAGAGCCUCCUUCUCUUUGGGAGAAUCCAUAUUCUGCUACCACUUCAUGGAAACCAUGUGCUGAGCGCCGAAAUGGUGGAAUUUCAGAUCUCCCUCCAGAGAAUGAAACAACUGGCUAUGUAUUGAUCCAGGCUGAGGGUGGUUUAAAUCAGCAGCGCAUAGCUAUAUGUAAUGCUGUGGCUGUGGCGAAAAUAAUGAAUGCGACCCUUAUUUUGCCAUUGCUGAAGCAAGACCAAAUCUGGAAAGAUCAAACGAAAUUUGAAGACAUCUUUGAUGUAGAUCAUUUCAUCGAGUAUUUGAAGGAUGAUGUACGUAUUGUACGUGACAUCCCUAAUUGGUUUCCAGAUAAAGCAGAGCUAUUCACAAGUAUAAGGCGCACAGUAAAAAACAUCCCAAAGUAUGCUCCAGCACAGUUCUAUAUUGAUAAUGUACUGCCCCGCAUCAAGGAGAAGAAGAUAAUGGCUCUAAAGCCCUUUGUUGAUAGGUUGGGGUAUGAUAAUGUUCCCCCAGAAAUUAAUAGGCUACGGUGCAGAGUGAACUACCAUGCUUUGAAAUUCCUGCCUGAGAUAGAGGAAAUGGCUGAUCAGUUGGCAUCAAGGAUGAGGAACCGCACUGACAGUUCAAAUCCUUACAUGGCACUUCAUUUAAGAUUUGAGAAGGGGAUGGUGGGUCUCUCGUUCUGUGAUUUUGUUGGAACAAGAGAAGAGAAAGCAAUGAUGGCAGCAUAUAGACAGAAGGAAUGGCCUCGACGGUAUAAGAAUGGAUCUCAUCUUUGGCAGCUGGCCCUGCAAAAGCGGAAGGAAGGACGGUGCCCUCUCGAGCCUGGGGAAGUGGCUGUGAUCCUUAGGGCAAUGGGGUACCCUAAAGAAACUCAAAUUUACGUUGCGUCUGGGCAGGUCUAUGGUGGGCAGAAUCGGAUGGCUCCUCUUAGAAACAUGUUCCCGAACUUGGUGACCAAGGAGGAGCUGGCUAGCAAAGAGGAACUGGAUAGUUUUAGGAAGCACGUGACAAGCUUGGCGGCCCUUGAUUUCUUGGUGUGUUUGAAGUCGGAUGUCUUUGUGAUGACACAUGGCGGCAACUUUGCCAAGCUGAUAAUCGGGGCCCGGAGGUACCUGGGGCACCGGCUGAAAUCCAUAAAGCCAGACAAGGGGCUCAUGUCCAAGUCCUUUGGAGACCCAUACAUGGGUUGGGCGCCAUUUGUGGAGGAUGUGAUUAUCACUCACCAGACACGGACCGGCUUGCCAGAGGAAACGUUCCCUCAUUACGACCUUUGGGAGAAUCCUCUCACCCCAUGCAUGUGUAAAACCUGAACUAAAAUCAGCUUGUCCAAUUCCAUGUCAUCAAAUUUACUCUGAUCCCCAAUUAAUUAUCAUUGUAUUUGGGUAGUCAUCAAUGGAAUUUGCACUGGCACCUGCA
Molecule: messenger RNA, 1919 nt
Organism: Magnolia sinica
Lineage: Eukaryota; Viridiplantae; Streptophyta; Magnoliopsida; Magnoliales; Magnoliaceae
Product: protein PECTIC ARABINOGALACTAN SYNTHESIS-RELATED
Exons: 11
Coding region: 122-1813 (563 amino acids)
Source: RefSeq, a predicted model, not a curated record